AUGUCAAGCUAUUCUUCGCUAUCUCGAGUACUUUCGCCGUUCCGAGUACAAACUAAAAUUGAGGAAAAUUCCUUACCUGCUAGAUCUAACGUUAUACACAUAAGAUAUACCAUGGCAUAUUAUCUCGUUCUAGGUGAAGUUCCCAUUAAAAGAAAACUUGAUUUUGUUAAAUUCGAUUUCUCAGGACGCGUCAUGAUACUCAGGAAUGCUAUCUAUGAUAAGAAGAAGAACACCUUUUCCAGUAAAAGUAUUGACGAAAGCGACCUCAUAUUAUGGAAAGUCGAUAUUCCUUUCGAUGGUGAAAAUGAUAAGCUGAUGAUGCUUGAUGAAAGGUUUGAUACAAUUAACAUUGAACAAGAUCUUGAAGGAAAGAAAAUGUUACCAGGAGACGAAAUUUCAAAAUAUUUAAAAAACUUUGAUAAACCAUCAUCCUCAAUUCACAUUCUCGGAAAAGAAGACACGGAGAGUCAGACUUGGAUGAAGAAAGCGGAACCCAAAAAAAAGAUAAACGAACACGUGACGAAAACCCUGGCUUCUCUUCUUACUUCGUCAAUAUUACAACCGCAUAUUACAAAUAUUCCUUCCCACAAGUUUUACGAUCGUGAUCAAGCUCUACAUUCAAUGUUAGAAGUUGCUCGCUUUAACUACUGUCAUCGCAAAAGUCCUGAUUACAAAGAUCAUAAAUUUGUCCUAAUUCCUGGAGGGAUUGGAAUAGGCAAGACACGAAUGGGCUGGGAGACAAAAAAUAUGUUGGAUAACCUGACAAGAAGAAAUGACGACACUGAUGAGUUUGUGAAAGCUCUGAAGAAUCCCUACUACUUCUCCAUUGAUUUGAAUAAUGGAUGCAAGUAUAUUCCUGGUUUUGAUGACAAGGUAUCUGCAAGUGUGCGAAUAGGAAGCCGUGUCGCAAUGGCUUCAGGUUUGGUGUCUGAGAAACUAUCUGAUUUGUCAAAAAUGAACGUUGAACUCUUCUACCUUUCUGCUGUGAUUUAUGAGAUUUUUAAACGUCGCCCUAAACAGCGUUCAGUUGAGGCUAUCAUCAUCCAUCUUGACGAAUAUCAACUUUAUAUUAAUGAUGUUCAACAAUACCAACAACUAUCAUGGACAAAUUCUCGCGAUUUCUUUAUAUCAAUGCUAAGGGAGAUUGGUAGUGUCAUGCGUGGUAAUAUGAUGAUACCAACAGAAAGUGGACAUGCAGAUUAUGAGCUUAAUGGCAAAUAUUUUAUCAUUCUGAUCUGCACAGGAACGUCUGCUAUUGACGUUCAUUUUUUACCUACGGAGCAUACUCAAGUAAUGUUGGAGCUUAAGCCUUUGAAUUAUGCCUCAGCAAAGUCUAUGUUUCUUGACAAGUAUGAUUAUUUGAAGCAAACAACCGAUGAAGGAAGAGAUCUAGUGGUGCAAGGCCUCAAAUCACAUUACUGUUCUGAUCUUAAUAAAGAUAUCGAAAAGCUUUCAACGAAUUUUUGUAACUAUGUCCUGAAUCAACAACAUUUUCAAAUUGCCAUGUCUGACACUGGCUUUAUUCCAAAAUUUAUUGACGAUCUCUUAAGUCCUUCUACCCUUACAUCAUAUUUUGACUGGGGAAAUCAACUUUUUACUAAAAUAUCUCAGCGGAAUAUUGCUAAAAUUGAAAAUAGUCCAAGUGAAUGGAAGGAUCUUGAUGAUAUAUGUACUAGUGGCAUAUCCAUUGGUGAACUUGAGCGGUCUGGUUUGAUCUAUCUUUCUAAUACUAAUGAUGAAUGGUAUACUAUCGUUAUGCCCUUUAUGUUAUUGAAAGUUCUUAACAACAAGCUUCUGGUAUUUAAUGUAGAACCUGUGUUUCAAGAUAAUCUUCUCUUAAUCCCAACAUAUGAAACUCCUUGGCAAUGGCAAAAUUUUGAACUUUUAUAUGGGCAUUUUCAAAAAGCCCUUAUUGAUAGUUUAAUCUACGUUCAAGAGUUAAGGAAAAAUUCUGUUAAACAUGAAAUUCAACUACUUAAAAAAUAUUUGGAAAAACAAGAGGAUGAUAACGAACAAAUCAUAAUUGAGAAGCAAAUUGAUUCGAAAAACCAAGAGCUUGACCGUCAAAAAAGGCAUAAUUGGCAACUAUCUGAUAUAUUUCGUGGUGCUUUAGGUGCUAACACACUUCUCCAACGCAAGGUACAAUUACAUAAUCUCAAAGUCUUUACUGAAAAUAAGAAGUUUCUUGUAAAAACAGAUGAUGUUGCAAGUUUUGAUAAGUCAGUGUUAUGUGAUGAUAACGUAAUCCGCUCACUUGAGGAAGGCAUUUUUCACUGUUACCAAGGAAAUGCUAACAUAGAUCACUGCUGGUUUCUUGAUUCUGCCGACAAUGGAAAAAAAUUAGCGAUCUUUUCACAAAUCAAGUACUCAGAACGCGGUGUAACAACUAAAAUAUCAACACCAGAUAUUAAAGAUUGGUACGAUAUAACAAUGAAAUCAGUAGAAAAUUAUAAGAAUGACUAUGAUGUGGUUCUUGUUUUGUUCACAAAUCG
This is a messenger RNA of Funneliformis caledonium, 2492 nucleotides long. The record is from the annotation of a GenBank genome assembly. NCBI's taxonomy places the organism in Eukaryota, Fungi, Glomeromycota, Glomeromycetes, Glomerales, Glomeraceae.